This is a messenger RNA of Mus musculus (house mouse), 1680 nucleotides long. RefSeq names its product InaF motif containing 1 (gene Inafm1). Bases 403 to 795 code for a protein of 130 amino acids. NCBI's taxonomy places the organism in Eukaryota, Metazoa, Chordata, Mammalia, Rodentia, Muridae. The transcript has a single exon. The record is from RefSeq and is marked provisional.
CUCGGUGGGCGGGGCUAGCGUUCAGAAGCUCCGUAGGCCUCCGGCUUCAACAGAGUAGGAACCUUAGCUCCGGCGGGCAGAGGGAUGCUAGUGUGCAGAGCUGCAGUCGGUCGAAGAAGGAAGGGGUUCGAUUAGCGCGGAGAGGGCUGAGGUAGAAAACAGGAAUAGGCGGUUGGAAAUGUGACAGCUAGGGCGGGAGAAGAGCGAGUGGGCGUGGCCUUGAGGGGGUAGAGCUAAGAAAUCUUGAUAGUGGUGGGUCAGAGGCGGUAGGGGCGUGUCUAGGAUGUAGCUGAGCUGGGGGGGGGGUGCUGUCUGACAAGGCGUGGUCCUGGAAGGGGCGUGGCUUGCUUGAGGCGGUCCUGGGGUGGGGGCGGGGUCGGUGCAGGCUGAGUGGGCAGCGCGAUGCGGGGCUCGAGCUGCGUGGGCAGUGGUGGCGAGAGCCCGGGUGGUACGGGGCUGAGCGAGGGUCCCCGUGGCCGAUGGCUGCGGCUCGCCCCUGUCUGCGCCUACUUCCUGUGUGUGUCCUUGGCCGCUGUGCUGCUUGCUGUGUACUACGGGCUCAUCUGGGUUCCCACGCGGCCGCCUGCGGGCCCCGCCGACCCCCUGCCCAGCGCUGCGGCCGCUCCGUGUGCUCGAGCAGCACCGCCCGCCCCGCCUCCGGCCGCACCCGCAUCCUGUUUGCUUGGGGCCUCCGGCGGGCCACGACCGCAGCCAGGACUGCCACGGAGUCGCCGCCACAGUCGCCGCCCAGCUCCGGGAGCGACGCGGGAGACCGCGCGCCGAGCGCCUGGAUAGUCUGGCCCGCCCCCACCGUGGCCUGCGUCUGUCUAUCUGCACCACCGGGCCUCGCCUGCGCGGCGCCGCCUCUCUCCUUGCCGCGGUCCUGAUCCUGCCCGACCUUAUUCCACCUUGCUCCUUCCCGGGACUCAGCGCUCAUCGGCAAUAAACUCCAGCCUCAGCUGGCUUACCUGGUCUGUGGUCGUUGGCCUCGGCCGCUGGUCCCUUCUAGCUCCGUGGCCGCGCGGCCUUAAAGGCUUUCCUCUCUCAUUGCUCACAUGUAAUUUUUGGGUUGGAAUGGGGAGAAGCGGCUUGCCAGUUUUCGGGGCCAUUGAAGGUCAGAUACUGUAAAGGCCUUACCAGUUUUCGGGGUGUCAUCUCGUAUAGCUUCGGAGACAGUGGUGCGUGCUGGAAACUGCAGUUGGUAUAGUUUGCAAUGGCAGGGGUAGAGGAUGUCACCCGUAAGCUAGCUUGUCCUGGUUUGGGUGGUGACAUUUGCUGCUUUGGAAGUGUGGAGCAUAUAGCUGAACCAAACCAAAACUGGUCUGCAUUGCUGUUGGUGCCAUGUUGAGACUGGUGUAGCUUCUGAUAAAGAAGUCAUGCGAUUGAGUCCAUUUUCCCUUACCCAUGACUGUGGCUUGGCCGUAGGCAGGCCUGGGAUAUACUCUGCUGGCCAGCUGCAAGAAGGGGUUUCCUUUAUGGCCUGCCUUCCCCCUAGGCUGGACAGCAUCAGGAACCUGAGGCCUCUUGUCAGAUGGGAGUGUUACCUGUCCUGCUGGUUCCCUUCUGUCCUACCAGCAUCCCCCACGGGAUGAUGUACAGCAAUGUACUUAAAUCUCUCUGGUCUUGUAAAAGGAAGACAACACAUUGUUGCUCAGAAUUAAACUAGUGAUCGAAACCUGA